AUGGCUCGCAUCUCCAUCCCCCUCGACGCCCUGACGUCCCGCUUCAACCUCUCUCAACGCUUCGAAGGCGUCCGCUCCCAGUCGAUAGCCUCACGAUUCGCCAACCUGAAGCCGAUCUCCGAAUUCUUCGAUUUCAAGCGCCUGUCGAAGCCUGAGAACUUCGGGGAGGCCCAGAGCCGCGUCAACUACAACCUGGGAUACUUCUCCAGCAACUAUGCCCUCAUCUUCGUCAUGCUGGCCAUCUACGCCCUCCUCAGCAACCCGGCCCUGUUGUUUGUCAUCUUCCUAGUGGUCGGAGGCAUGUGGGGGAUUGGCAAGUUGGGUGGUGCCGAUUUGGAUUUGGGAUUCGUGCGAGCGACGACUUCACAACUAUACACCACGCUCCUAGUCAUCGGCAUCCCGCUGACCAUCUACGCAUCCCCUCACCUCACCAUCCUCUGGUUGAUCGGGGCAAGCGGCGCUACCAUCCUGGGGCACGCCGCAUUUAUGGACAAGCCGAUCGAGCAAGCUUUUUCCGAGGAGGCGGUCUAG
This is a messenger RNA of Eremomyces bilateralis CBS 781.70, 531 nucleotides long. Its product is annotated as prenylated rab acceptor 1. NCBI's taxonomy places the organism in Eukaryota, Fungi, Ascomycota, Dothideomycetes, Eremomycetales, Eremomycetaceae. The record is from RefSeq and is a predicted model, not a curated record. Bases 1 to 531 code for a protein of 176 amino acids. The transcript has a single exon. Gene Ontology annotation, cellular component: Golgi apparatus.